Messenger RNA from Entamoeba histolytica HM-1:IMSS, 452 nucleotides. RefSeq names its product heat shock protein 101, putative. NCBI's taxonomy places the organism in Eukaryota, Evosea, Mastigamoebida, Endamoebidae. The record is from RefSeq and is a predicted model, not a curated record. Gene Ontology annotation, biological process: cellular response to heat. Gene Ontology annotation, cellular component: cytoplasm. Gene Ontology annotation, molecular function: ATP hydrolysis activity. The transcript has a single exon. The annotation marks the transcript as partial.
AUGGAUCCAAACAAAUGGACAGAUGCAACAGUUCAAAUGUUCAAAGAAUCACAAGAAAAAGCAUUUGAAAGAAAGAAUGCAUAUAUCAUGCCAAUUCACAUGAUGAAUGCAAUUGUUGAAGAAGAGUCGAAUAUUAUUAUCCGAAUAGUCGAGAUGAUGGGAGGUGAUGUUAGUAAAAUGAAGAAAGAAAUACAAGAAGGAAUGAAUAAGAUUCCAGUUCAAAAUCCACCACCAGUAGAAAUUGGACUUCAUCCAACAACACAACAAGUGAUAAGACGAGCAAUAGAGAAACAAAAGACAAUGGGAGAUACAUAUCUUGCAGUUGAUGUGAUAGUAAUGUCAUUGAUGGAAGAGAAAGAAAUUAGUACGAUAGUAGGAAAUAGUGGAAUUAAUGUUCUGGAAUUUAACAAAAAGAUAAUGGAAAUGAGAAAAGGACAAAGUGUAGAAACAAA